CGUUCUCCCUUAAUAUUUAGGGGGACCCUAGAUUGCAUUCUUUUUUCCUUUUUUUAAUUCACUAGAAGGGCUCCCAUACAGAACCUCCAACUCACAGGGCACUGCAUUACAACCCCCACUCCACUCCUGCAAACCGAUGAAGUCCCGUAAGGGUAGCACCAUGUAAAACAGCGAAGCACUUUAAUAUAGCCGCAACGUGACUCCGUCAUUAAGAGAAUGGGCAGCGGUGAGUCAUUUCUACCUCUUUUUGUUCGCGUAUAUUAUUACAAAAAGAGAUAUAAUUGGCCCUCUCUUUAUUAGUGAACAAGCUGAAUGGACUGAAUGAAGAACUAGAUUUGAACGUCCCGCCCUACCAGGCGACUCCUCCGAGCUCCACCGAGGCGGAGGCGCACAGAGCUCUCCCCUCCAGCAGUCAGCAGUGUGUCGGGAAGCUCCGCACACACUGUUCACGAAGGACGAACUACGACAGGAACACCUAUCAAAAGCAACUUCUGUAAACCACGAAGCCUUUACUUACAUUUGGAACCGACACAGAGCAGAAACGCAGUUUUCCCUGAGUCGAGUAUUUUAUCCCGCGUUUUCCCUUCUUUCCCACUGGAGAUGUGUCGGUUGGAGAACUAGGAGCGGACAACGCUGCACCACGAAGCCGGGAUGAGUGGCAGCUCCGCGGUGUCCGGCGCGGCGCCCUGCCGCUUCGCCCACUACUUUGUUAUUUGUGGGAUAGACACAGAAACUGGACUGGAACCGGACGAGUUGGCAGCUUUGUACCAGUGGCUAGAAGCCGACCGCCAAGGCAGGGAUCCAGAUACUGCAGCCACAGGUGAAAACUUUGAGCAGAGCCCCCUGAAGAGGACGUUCAAGUCCAAGGUUCUUGCACGCUACCCUGAGAAUGUGGAGUGGAACCCCUUCGACCAGGAUGCAGUCAACAUGCUGUGUAUGCCUAAAGGCCUGUCGUUCCGGACGCAGGCGGACAGGCGCGAGCCACAGUUCCACUCCUUCAUCAUCACCAAGGAGGACGGCUCUCGAACCUACGGCUUCGUCCACACCUUCUACGAGGAGGUGACCAGCCCGCAGAUCUGCUCCGCCAUGCAGACCCUCUACCAGAUGCACAACGCAGAGCACGCCUCCGCCAACCCCCCUUCCUCCUCCUCUUCCUCCUCCUCCUCCAGCAUGGACUCUCUGGCCAGCAGUUUAGACGAGGCCGACCCCCCUACCUCCUCAUCAUCCUCAUCUUCAUCUCGCGGGGCAGGCGGCUACGACUCCUCUCGUGACACCCUCUAUGUGUCCAAGGCCCUGUGUCUGAUCACGCCGAUGCCCUUCAUGCACGCGUGCCGCCGUUUCCUGUCACAGCUGCACCGGGCCGUCACAGCCACCACCGCCCCCCCGCUGCCGCUGGAGAGCUACGUUCACAACAUCCUGUAUGAGGUGCCGCUGCCCGCUCUUGGCCGCUCACUCAAGUUCCACGGUGUAUACGAGCCCAUUGUGUGCCAGAGGCCGGGGCCUGGGGAGCUGCCGCUGGCUGACUUCCCCCUCGCAGAGGUCUUCAAUCUCCUGGGAGUAGAGAACCUGGUCCAGGUGUUCACCUGCACCCUGCUGGAGAUGCAGAUCCUCCUGUACUCGCAGGACUACCAGCGGUUGAUGACGGUUGCCGAGGGCAUCACCACGCUGCUGUUUCCCUUCCAGUGGCAGCACGUCUACGUUCCCAUCCUGCCAGCCUCCCUCCUUCACUUCCUGGAUGCUCCCGUCCCCUACCUGAUGGGCCUGCAGUCCAAGGAGGGCACUGACCGCUCCAAACUGGAGCUUCCUCAGGAGGCCAACCUGUGUUUUGUGGACAUUGACAACCACUACAUUGAGCUUCCAGAGGACUUCCCCCAGUUCCCCAACAAGUCUGAGUUCAUACAGGAGCUCAGCGAGGUGCUGCUUAGCUUUGGCAUUUCUGCCAAUGCAGGGGCCCCACCACGGACCCGCACCAGUCCCGGCAGCACCCCCUCCACACCAGGCAGGGAGCGUAAGGUCGUCGCCCUCCGGCAGCUGGAGGAUGAUGGGCGUAACGGCAACUUGGCAGGGGAGGAGCUGGCUGUGCUGGAGCUGCUGCAGGGAAACGCCACCCUGGAGAGACUGCAGGCGCUGACCAAACGCACCGGGGUGACGGUGGCCCGCGUUGAUGCCCUGAGGGCUGGAGUCAAAGGUCAGGUGACUGAGGGGCAAGGGGGCCAGACAGCAGCUGAAGACGAGGAGCUAAGGAACGCCAAGCUGAAUGUCCAACUGAGGGAGGUGUUCGCCAGCCGCUUCACCACCAUGUUUGCCGACUACGAAGCCUUUGUCAUCCAGAGUGCCCCAGAUCUGGAGUCCUGGCUCACCAACAGAGAGCAGAUGCACAACUUUGACAAGGCCUCCUUCCUGUCAGACCAGCCGGAGCCCUACCUGCCCUUCCUCUCCCACUUCAUUGAGACGCAGAUGUUUGCCACCUUCAUCGACAACAAGAUCAUGUCCCAGUGGGAGGAGAAGGAGCCACAGCUCCGUGUCUUUGACGCACGCAUCGAAAAGGCCCGCCUCUAUAAUGUCCGCGCUCCCAACCUCCGAUCCUCCAGCUACCAGAGGUGCUCCAUCCUCAAGGAGUCUGCUCAGUCUAUUGAACAGCGGCUGAUGAAGAUCGACCACACGGCCAUCCACCCACACCUGCUGGACAUGAAGAUCGGUCAGGGCAAAUACGAGCAGGGAUUCUUCCCUAAACUACAGGCCGACGUGCUCAACACAGGACCAACAAAUAACAAGUGGUCUCACAGGACGGCAACAGCCCAGCGACGGAAAGAUCGCCACAGACAACAAACAGAGCAUCUGACCCUCGACAACGACCUGAAAGAGAAGUACAUGCAGGAGGCCCGCAGCCUGGGGAAGAACCUCCGACAGCCCAAACUGUCUGAUCUGUCUCCCGCCGUCAUCGCCCAGACCAACUGGAAGUUUGUGGAGGGGCUGCUCAAGGAGUGUCGGAUGAAGACAAAGCGUAUGCUGGUGGAGAAGAUGGGCCGGGAGGCGGUGGAGCUGGGCCACGGCGAGGCCAAUAUUACUGGACUGGAAGAGAACACUCUGAUCGCCAGCCUGUGUGACCUGCUGGAGAGAAUCUGGAGCCACGGGUUGCAGGUCAAACAGGGGAAGUCGGCCCUGUGGUCCCAUCUGCUGCAUUGUCAGGCCCGAGAGGAGAAGCUGGAGCAGCAGCAGGCCGAGUCACCAGUAUCACAUGUUCCUGAGAGGAGGAAGUCUGAUAGUUAUAUUGCAAUGCCGUCUCUACGUGUAUCUCUGAUACAGGAUAUGAGGCGCAUCCAGAGUAUGUCAGAGAUUAAGACAGAUGUGGGACGAGCCCGAGCCUGGAUCCGUCUGUCCCUGGAGAAGAAGCUGCUCUCUCAGCACCUCAAACAGCUGCUGUCCCGACAAGCCUUAACCAAGAAGCUGUACAAGCGUUAUGCCUUCCUGCGCUGUGAAGAGGAGAAAGAACAGUUCCUCUUCCACCUGCUCUCUCUCAACGCUGUCGACUACUUCUGCUUCACCAGCGUCUUCACCACCAUCAUGAUUCCGUACCGCGUUGUCAUCAUCCCCAUCAAGAAGCUGAGCAACGCCAUGACCACCUCCAACCCCUGGGUGUGUGUGUCGGGCGAGCUGGGAGAUUCGGGCAUCAUGCAGAUCCCCAAGAACGUCCUGGAGAUGACCUUUGACUCUGCUUUCAGGCCUCACACGCACAUCUCCGCCAUGUUCAAGUGUCAGAACCUGGGGAAGUUGACCACAGUGCAGCUGGGUCAUGAUAACGCCGGCCUCCUGGCUAAAUGGCUGGUGGACUGUGUCAUGGUACGCAAUGAGAUCACAGGACACACAUACAGGUUCCCAUGUGGUCGAUGGCUUGGUAAGGGCGUGGAUGACGGCAGUCUGGAGAGGGUUCUGAUAGGUGAGCUGGUGGUGCCCAGCGGAGAGGAGGAUUCUGGGAAGGGCUGCCGUACGCCCCCGCCGCAGCAUUCGCCAUCGCAGACCAGACGCAUCAGCAUCACGUCACUGUCUGGACGAGGAUACAAACCAAAUUCAGCCCAAAUCCAAGAGGCCAUCGGGGAGGCGGUGAACAACAUCAUCAAACACUUCCACAAGCCAGAGAAAGAGAGAGGCAGCCUGACCGUCCUGCUGUGUGGAGAGAACAGCUUGGUGUCAGCUCUGGAGCAGUUCUUCCAUCACGGCUUCAAGUCGGCCCGGCUCUUUCAGAAGACUGUGUUCGUGUGGGACUUUGUGGAGAAGGCCGUUGCCUACAUGGAGUCAGCUGACCAGAUGGGAGACCUUCAGGAGACAGCAGAGCCCCUGGGGAUGACCUGUCAAUCACUCUGCCACUAUGUCAACGCCAUCAACUCCACACCCAGGAACAUCGGCAAGGAUGGGAAGUUCCAGCUGCUGGUCUGCCUCGGAGCCAGGGACCGCCUGCUGCCCCAGUGGCUUCCCCUGCUGGUGGAGUGCCCGGUGAUCCUGCGGAUGUACGAGGACACGGCCCUGCUCAGAGACCGCACCACUGUCAACGCCCUCAUCGGAGUCCUGGAGACGCUCCACGACUUCCCCAUCACACUGGAGGCCUCGCUGGUCAAAGGCAUCGACCUUUAACACCAGGGGGGACCACCGGGUUACCCAACUAGCUCUAUGUUUUCCUCCAACCCUCCCCUCACCACCACCAACACCACCACCUUCACCUGCCCUGCCAGCUUACAGCCCAUUGGCUCUGGGAUUAUUAGACGCAUGACCAGGGAUGGAGGAAACGAGGGGCAAGAGACCAAAGCAGCAAGUUCAACUGCUUCACAAGAGAAGUCAGGGCUUUGGAUGGAUGAGCUUGGAUGCAGUAUUAUUACCCCACCUGUGGCUCUGAAAGACUCUUUUUAACUAGGGACCAUACCAGUGAUUUAUCAGAUUCUCUUCAUUAACUACAAAUCCCAAACAUUCUACAUUACUGUGUACAAUUCACCAAAAUACUACAAUACUUUUAAUAAUUUGUUUUUAGAUUGACUAUCUACCUUCCAGGUAGCCUCUGGUUUCAGUUUAUUUCAGUACUCUAUGAAAAUCACUUUCCUACUCUGUCUGUGGCUCUCAUCUCCAACCCCACUGGUUCCCACUGAAGAUGUAAAUCUUUACGGCUCACAAAUAUAUAAUUUCAUUUUUAAAGAGGUUCAGUAAUUUCCUAAAACA
This is a messenger RNA of Thunnus maccoyii (southern bluefin tuna), 5205 nucleotides long. It is a transcript of the gene dennd5b, whose product is annotated as DENN/MADD domain containing 5B. The record is from RefSeq and is a predicted model, not a curated record. The coding region runs from base 652 to 4629 and encodes 1325 amino acids. Lineage: Eukaryota; Metazoa; Chordata; Actinopteri; Scombriformes; Scombridae. The transcript is spliced from 23 exons. Gene Ontology annotation, molecular function: guanyl-nucleotide exchange factor activity; small GTPase binding.